This is a messenger RNA of Myodes glareolus (Bank vole), 369 nucleotides long. RefSeq names its product NADH:ubiquinone oxidoreductase subunit B1 (gene Ndufb1). Gene Ontology annotation, cellular component: respiratory chain complex I; mitochondrion. Lineage: Eukaryota; Metazoa; Chordata; Mammalia; Rodentia; Cricetidae. The record is from RefSeq and is a predicted model, not a curated record.
GGGCUGGCGCGGAGAGUGGCAGCUCCUUAGGUCACCGCUUCCGCUAGCGCUGGUGGCCUAGCUCCCUACCGCUGCCCUUGGUCGUGGGUCGUGCUCGGCACCGGGCUGCAGCUGCCACGAUGACCUUGCUUCAGCUUGUGCGUGAACACUGGGUUCAUAUACUUGUCCCUGUGGGAUUUGUCUUUGGAUGCUAUCUAGACAGGAGGGAUGACGAGAAGCUAACUGCCUUCCGGAAUAAGAGUAUGCUAUUUCGGAGGGAACUGAGGCCCAAUGAAGAAGUUACUUGGAAGUAAAGCCUGUGGCUAAAUCUCAGAAUGUUCACAUUUUAAAAGUCAUUGGAGAAAUAAAACAUUUAUUAUUUAAUUGGAA